AUGGCUGCGAUGCUCGACGCAUUCAGGAUGCAGCCCUUUGAUCUCGAGCCCGUGCUCGCAUCCUGGGCAGACCCGCCCCGCUUCCUAGGCAAGCCGAAGAAGGACCUUCCCGUCAACGACUGGCUGGCCCAGAUUAAGGCCGGGUGCAUCGUGCGCAAGGUUCCCAAGGAAUGCUGGCAGAGAGUUGGCGAGCACUUCCUCGGCGACAAGGCCAAGGCACGCUUCGAAGAGGUGAAGCUCGUUAUGCAGAAUAUGCACGGGGGGAAGUAUAAGUGGAACUGGAAGAAUUUCAAGGUCGCCAUGCGGAAUAUGGGCUGGGACAUCGAGGCAGACCAGUGGGAGAUUGUCAACGUACAAAGUAAACCCUCUGGACUCUGGUGGAUUGCCGGUAGGGGCAGCGACUCCAACAAGGAGGCGAAAGAUAGUAGUCCCACCCCCCCUCCUCUCCCGCCCAAACCACAACGGUCAAACACCUUCAAGGGCUUCCCCAUUCCCAAACGCUCCUCGACCACGAGCUCAAUCGAGACCGUCACUUCCUCUGGCUCUUCUUCCAGCAAGAACACGUCAGCCACCACCCCAGCCAACACACCCUCCACGACGCCCGCUGGCACACCAGGCGACACGACCACCACGAUCGCGCAAGCACCAUUAUGGCUAAUGAAUGUCUGCCAAUCACUCGACUUCCUGACGACUGAGCAUCCCAAGGUGAUGACCGCGAUCUCGGCGGUGCUCAUCACCGUAGGCUCCCUUCCCGCCCUCCCCGCUAUUUCAGCAGGUGCGGGCGGCGCAUUCCUCGCGAGCACCACCGCGCAUGCUCUCGGGAGCAUCGCCGUCGGCCUUGGUACGCUGCUCAAGGCGUCAAGCGAUGGCCAAGUACAAAUCGCGCCGGCGCCCCAUGCACAUCCAUAG
Sparassis crispa is the source of this 909-nucleotide messenger RNA. RefSeq lists its product with no specific name. NCBI's taxonomy places the organism in Eukaryota, Fungi, Basidiomycota, Agaricomycetes, Polyporales, Sparassidaceae. Bases 1 to 909 code for a protein of 302 amino acids. The transcript is spliced from 3 exons. The record is from RefSeq and is a predicted model, not a curated record.